This is a messenger RNA of Phytophthora infestans T30-4, 1064 nucleotides long. RefSeq lists its product as uncharacterized. Lineage: Eukaryota; Oomycota; Peronosporomycetes; Peronosporales; Peronosporaceae. The record is from RefSeq and is a predicted model, not a curated record. The transcript has a single exon. Bases 7 to 897 code for a protein of 296 amino acids.
CAAAAAAUGGCGUCAUCACCAACAAGUGUGCAGCAAGGCGAUAUUGAGGCUCAAACCCGGGGCUAUUCGAAACGCGGCGAUGGUUUCUCGGUGCAGGAAACUGAGGGUCUGUUACAGGAGGUGCGUGAGCGCUGGCAAGAGGGCUGGGAUGUGAUCGCCGAGGUUCACAACGCUCAGUUCCCGGGCCACAAACGCUCCGCCGGCUCGCUGAAGCGUAAGUUCGCGAAGCUGUACCGCACCAAGAUCGAUUCUACUACGAAGGAGAAACACGCACGCGCUGCAGCAAUGGCCAAGAAAGUGCGAGAGGAGAUGCGUGGCCAGCGACGCGGACUCGCCGCCUCAGCGCGCGUGCUAGGCGAUGACCUAGUAGGGGACUCCGACUCCGGUGUGGGCGUACAGGAAGUGCACGCCGAUCUGAAUGAUGUCGAGAUGAUCGCAGCUCAUACGGGUACGCAAUCGCAGACGUUGCCAGAAGCUACAGUGACGGCCAGCGAGCACGAGCUGCGGCAGACGCUGGUGCAGAGCGUUCCGAUGACCCAAGACACGUCGGAUGCGUGGCAGGCGGCCAUCGGCCGAUGGCCGGUUGCCAGUGAGCCCCUGCGUCGAAUGCGGUCACAAAUUGAAAACGGCGAAGCUACGUCUAGUCAAGAUCUGGCGCAGACCGUGCUGCUGGUGCUACUAGAGUCCCAGCACCAGCGUGAUUUGGAACGGGAUCAGGAGCGCGAGGAACGUCGAUUGGAGAGACAGCGCUGGCAGGAAGAAAUGCGCGAGCAGCGGCGUCGACAUGAGCAGGAACGUAUGGAGGAUCGGCGCAGGAAUGAACAGUUCAUGCAGGUCAUGACUACGCUAGUGGCGCAGAUCGCUGCGGGGCAACAGCAACGAGUCGGCCUGAACUGAGCGUCAUUGAUGAUCACGUAGGAAGGAUUUGCAUGCAUGUGGAAGUUGCCAUUGCAGAAUGGUGCAAGGCGGUCAGUGAUGCAGUGCAGCACUGUACCAGUUGUGAUUGACUUAACAUUGAUAAUAGUAGCGGUGGGCACUUGUCAAGCCUUUCGACCGACCAGAAA